Messenger RNA from Parathielavia appendiculata, 1728 nucleotides. RefSeq lists its product as uncharacterized. The coding region runs from base 1 to 1728 and encodes 575 amino acids. The transcript has 6 exons. Lineage: Eukaryota; Fungi; Ascomycota; Sordariomycetes; Sordariales; Chaetomiaceae. The record is from RefSeq and is a predicted model, not a curated record.
AUGCCCGUUUUUGUGAGCUAUGAUGGCCCAAAGCUGGGCAAGAAGCAGAAGCAGGUUGUCAGAUCACAGGUCAUGAUUCUGGUCCGCGACCAGCAGAAGAAGGCCAAACAGGCUAAUAAACCCGCUCUUGAAGAACCACCUCGCCCCUUAGCUCCGGCCCCAGACAAGAACGGGGGCGGCAGAGCCCUACCCGAGGAUGAGGGCGAUGCAACAUUGGCCGCACCGCAGGCAGCCAGCGGGAGCUCCCGGUCUCGCCAACCGGCGGCGGCGGCCAACAGCCGCCGCAGCAACCGCGACAAGAUUCUUGCUCGACGGGACCAGCAAUGGCUGAACAUAAACGUGUGGGACCUCCGCGGUGCACCCCCCAAGUCCACCCACAUGACGGGCAUCGACGCCCGCACUUUCCAGGAAUACCUCUGCCGAUGCGGGUCAUACACGUCCUAUCUUGACGAGGGGUUCGCCCUCGUCGGGUUCCGCCAACCGAGCUAUUUCCGCCCGGACCUGUCCAAGGCAGCCUGCAUUUACAUUGGCUGGCUAUGGACGGCGGGCGUGCUCGACGCGUCUCGCGGGACCCAAGAGAUCGCCUACCCAUACUUUGAGUAUCAGGCCGUGAGGGAGUUGCAGAAGUUCAUCGAUGGCGCCGGCGGGAGGCAGCUGCACGAGGUCGUGUAUCCCGUGGUCAUUCUGGCCAUGUUUGAGCUGUUCCGUUUCAGUCCCCGCGCUAUCACCCAUCUCGCUGCCGUUGAGAAUUUCAUCAAAACCCGCGGUGGCCUGCAGCAGAUGCCGGAUGUUAUGCAGCACAUCGUUAUCAUGGCCGACACCCUUCAGUGCCUCACUCUCGGUACGCCCCUAGCAUUCAGUCUACUCGGCCCCGCCCCGAUCAUGCGCCUGAUGACGGCCGACGGCUUCGUGGAGGGCGACGAACUCCGUUCUUGCCCCCUGCUUCUCUGCGACAAAGAGGACUUUUCUCUCGCCGCCCAGUACGUCGAUCCAGCGAUCCACGUCCAGCUAGUUGCCGUUCUUCGGGCUGCAAACGAUUCAUUCCGGCAGUUCUUCCUUCCCUCGGCCAUGCAAAACACAUGUGGAAAUGAUGGUCGAAUUGUGGACGCCCUAGCAGACAGCCCAACUGCCGGGAAUAACGUACCUCGUCUCCUUCUGGACACCUGCGCGUUCGCUGCGAGAAUCAUGCGCAGGACGCUGUCAGGAUACUUGGAUGGGUUUGAAGACCCGGAAAAUACAUCGGAUCUUCUGGCGAUUUAUCAUAACACCCGGUUUAUGGGCUUGAAGGCGUGGGCGGGGUUGCCGUACGUUUACGUUUGGGUGAUUCUCAUCGGAUUUGCUGCCUCGCCCGAUAGAAAUAUGAAGCAUCAUUUCGUUGCUGAGGUUGUUCGCUGCGCGUUCAGCUACGGGUGCUACCAGAUGGAAGUCUUUCAAGCUGUGAUUGGAAACUUCCUUCAUCUCCGUGACGCCCUCGCAGCUCGCAAAAUGGCUCUUGCGAGAAGUCAUUCUAACUCCCCGUUCUCCACCAUCUCUCAGGACCUCUCUUACUCUUCGGUCAUCGCGCAGGGCGAGAUUCCGAUACGGACUCCCGCCCUUCUUGACGAGUACAAUAACUCCCACGAGGUCGCCAGCCAGUUCUGUCCCUCCUGGACGGCAGGUGAGCAGGCGUUCUGGGAAGCAGGAGGGACGACGGAGUCAGAAGACAGCAGUCCCUCUGGCUCUGACUGA